Aspergillus candidus is the source of this 430-nucleotide messenger RNA. RefSeq lists its product as uncharacterized. The transcript has a single exon. The record is from RefSeq and is a predicted model, not a curated record. The coding region runs from base 5 to 232 and encodes 75 amino acids. Lineage: Eukaryota; Fungi; Ascomycota; Eurotiomycetes; Eurotiales; Aspergillaceae.
GCGAAUGAGAGCGAGAACCAGCCGUAGCAGCGGCAGAACUAUUCCAAUGGUCUCCAUGCAUAGUUGGGGAGUAGGGGCUUUGCUGUCUCAGGUGAUUGUCACUGUGCGCGUUGUUGUGGACACCGGCGUGGGCGUAGUUGCGAGAAUGGUUAUGGCCAUGGCCAUGGUUGUGGCUAUGAUAAUGCUGGUGAACGUGAUUCCGCUGCCGAAGCUGCGUGUGAAAAGGUUGUGAUGCCGCAGAGCGAGCACAGGGGUGGAAAUGUUGGGUAUUAUUUGAUGCGUCCCUUUCCCUUGUGGGAUUGGGGCUGCAUCGGCAGUAGUAGUUGUUGUUAUUGUUGGUGGUGUGAUUGUAUGAAGUGGGUGAUGGCUCUCCGACGCGGAUGUGGACUUCAACCCUGCUACUAUUGAUUCUUAGAGUGGCUGCUGUGAU